Messenger RNA from Bicyclus anynana (squinting bush brown), 1716 nucleotides. RefSeq names its product BTB/POZ domain-containing protein KCTD12 (gene Ktl). Gene Ontology annotation, biological process: protein homooligomerization. NCBI's taxonomy places the organism in Eukaryota, Metazoa, Arthropoda, Insecta, Lepidoptera, Nymphalidae. The transcript has a single exon. The record is from RefSeq and is a predicted model, not a curated record. The coding region runs from base 97 to 798 and encodes 233 amino acids.
GCGUUUAUAAUAUUAGUAGGACGUGCGACAGCCCUAGUGGGGCAACCCUAGCGCUCGGGGCGCGCAGCCGCGGCACUGCGCCCUCGCUCUCCAGCCAUGGCGGACGCGCCGCCCGAGGUCCUGGAGCUGAACGUCGGCGGCGUGCACUACGCCACCACGCGCGACACGCUGUUGCGCGAGCCGGACUCGCUGCCCGCCGCCGCCGUACACGACUCGGAGCAUCCGCGCGACGCCCGCGGACGCAUAUUCUUCGACCGCGACGGCGUGCUCUUCAGAUACGUGCUCGACUACCUCCGCGACGGCGGCCUCGUGCUGCCGGAGUGCUUCCGCGAGCACAAGCGGCUCGCGCGCGAGGCCAAGCACUACAGGCUCGUCGGCUUGGAGAUCGCGGUCCGGGACGCCGACCCCAAGCCGCCGAACCGCGAGAAGGGCUGCAUCACCGUCGGCUACCGCGGGAGCUUCGCGUUCGGGCGGGACGGCCUCGCGGACGUUAAGUUCCGCAAGUUGUCCCGGAUUCUGGUGUGCGGGAAAGUCACGCUGUGUCGGGACGUGUUUGGCGAGACGUUGAACGAGUCCCGAGAUCCGGACCACGGGCUGGCGGAUAGGUACACGUCCCGGUUCUUCUUGAAGCACUCGUUUAUCGAGCAGGCGUUUGAUAUGCUGCAAGAGCAAGGGUUCAAGCUGACGGCCAGUUGUGGCAGCGGCACGGCGGGCGGCGCUGCAGAGCUGAAGCCAGGUGUGGACUCGGAGGAGAACCGUUGGAACCACUACAACGAAUUCGUGUUCGUACGCGAAUAGUUCUAAUUGUGAUACCGCGUCUUGCACGACCGUUGGGAGUUUAACACUUCUGUAGUCCGGCACUGCACCGUGUCUGGUUGACUCGCAGGUAACAGAAGACAGCGUAUGAUUUCAUACUUCUUUACUACAUGUACAUUCAACUGUUAUUUGAUUCAAGUGAAAACUUUUUGUCCUCUUAUAUUUUACUCAACGACAAAACAAUUCAACCGUUUCGACAAUUAUUAGGUACCACGUUUAAGUGUAUCGUACUAGUGAUAUUAUAGUGUAUUUAAUGAUUAAAUAAAUAUUAUUAAUAAAAACAUGUUUACAUAGAAUAUAGAUAUGUAGAUAAAUCGAAGUUAAAUAUAUUCGUGUAUCAAAUAAGUAGUUACCUAAAUUGUAUUAGUAUAAAUGUAUAAAUAUUAAAAUGUAGAAGUUACCUCCUUUUAGAGCUAAUCUUGUUUACUGUGACAGAUCUAUUUCUAAUGUAUUGUCUAUUUUAUAAACGAUUUUUAUUAUAUUAAUUGAUAAUGUCUUACGGGUAUAGUGUAUUUUGGAAUUGCAUGAUGAAGCUUUCGAAUCUACAUGAUUUCAUUAAAGUUUAAAAACUUUUUAACUUGUGUUAUUAGUUUCUCAGUGAAAGUCCAAAAUAUUUUCCAAUAUUUACUUAUCUAGUUAAUUUUUAAUAAAUUUUUAUCUCUAUUAUUAUAAAUUCACUGUAGAUAUACGAGUACAGUCGUGGCCAACUAAUUAAGGACAGAUUAAAGUACAGUUGGGCCAACAAAUGUUGUCUUUGUAUGUAAAAAUACAGAUUUAAAAAAUAUAUACUAUAAUCCAAUUCACAUUUAUUUAAACAGUGAUAGAAUAUCGUAUAGGUCGGUUAUCUAAUUGUUUAUUAGCUCUAACUAUAAUCUAAAGAAGCCUAUAUCCGCCAUGAAA